Macrosiphum euphorbiae (potato aphid) is the source of this 363-nucleotide messenger RNA. The record is from the annotation of a GenBank genome assembly. NCBI's taxonomy places the organism in Eukaryota, Metazoa, Arthropoda, Insecta, Hemiptera, Aphididae.
AUGCCUCAGACAAGUAAAGAUAACAUUGAUCAAGAAAAAAUUAAAAUAAAUGAAGUGGGCAAGACAUUUUUUGAAAUCCAAUUUGAUGCUAAAGAAAAAAUUAUUACUAGGUUAAAAAUUAUAUAUUUAGUUGUUAGUAGAAUAUUGAAAUCGGUGUCUUGUGAAAUUAUCCUUAUUACGUACCACAGGUUGAAUGAUGAGAUCAAAGAUUUCAAUAGUAAAAACGAUAAGUUUAAAGGUAAAAUCAAUCGUUUAAACAAAAAAUUGAAAGAUGAUUACGAAUAUUUGAAAAAGAUUUUGGACGAGAAAACCAAUCUUGAAAAACAAUUAAAGGAGGAAAUCGCUCAGCUAAAACAAGUUUGA